UGGAUAUUUGUUUUUCCAAUUUUUACUAAAGCUGAUUUGAAAUACAAAGUUUGUGUGGUUACGAGUAACGGAGGAAAUGACAAAACCCGAGAUUAUUGUCCUCCUUUAAGUAUAGAAAAAUCUAGUCAAGUCGAAUGUGUAUUCGCAACUGAUAAAUUACAUUGUAUAAGAAAAAUUCUUAAUGGAGAAGCAGAUUUUGGAGUGUUUCAAGUAGAAGAAAUAUCAUAUGCAACUCAGUGGAAUGACUAUUUAAGCAUCACAAAUGAAAUUCGUUUAUUUGAAAAUGAAAAAUUUGAUUAUAACAUGGUGGUGCUAAUUAAUGAAGAUGCUGGCAUUAAGAACUUAAACGAUUUAAAAGGUAAACGUUUAUGUCAUCCAGGAUUUUAUGAAGGAGAACCAGGAAAUGGAUGGUCCACCUUAAUAUCACAAUAUUUUGAGCGAGUUAUUGUUCCACAAACAUGCGAUCCGCAAUUAAGCCUAAUAGAAAAUCAAUUAAAAUCGCUUUCUGAAUUUUUUGAUGAAUCUUGCAAACCCGGUCAAUGGGAUCCAAAUCCUGACACGGAUAAUAUACUAAAAGACAAAUAUCCAAAUUUGUGUGCGAAUUGUAAGAACCCGUCAAAAUGUAACGACAAUGAUCAAUUUUGGGGAAGACAGGGUGCAUUACAAUGUUUAAGUGAUUGUUUUGGGGAUGUUAGUUGGGCAAGACUAUCUGACGUUAGAGUACACUUUAAAGGUGACAGUACAAACGCUUGUAGUAAAAUAAGUUUUYUAUGUCCUAAUGGUACUUUACAACCAAUGGAAACUCCUAAUCCAUGCAUUUGGAUAUCUCGACCUUGGCCAGCCGUAAUUGCAAGAAAUUCAAUAUCAUUAAAUAUACAAAGAAUGAUAAACUACGUUAAUACUGCUAAGGAAUUAAAAAACGCAACUUCAUGGCAGUGGGCCUUAAAUAGUUUACUUCUAUACUAUUCUGAACCUAUUUCAUCUGAUAUCAUUAGAAGUCCAAAAGAAUAUAUUUUUUCAGCUCCUGGAUAUAUGAAAGCUGAAGAAAAAGGACAAUUGUGCAAAGGUCGUACAUUUUCUAUGUGUAUUGAAACAAUUACAGCCUUAAAAAAAUGCCAAGCACUUUCAGAUAUAUCAAUAAGUUAUGGUAUACAACCAAAAUUAAAUUGUAUAAUUACUCCAAAUUGUGGGAACAAAUUAAAAGCUGGAGAAGUAGAUAUGAUGAUUUUAGAUGCUGAUAAAAUUGCUUCUUUUAGAAGAAACUAUGGUGUUUCAAAACCAAUACUUUUUGCAACUUCACUUUAUCACCAUUUAUAUAGAAAAAUGAGUGCAGUUAUGUUGAGAACAAAUAUUGCAAAAGAUCUUGAACAGCUGAGAAAUAAAAAAGCCUGUUUUCCUUUGUAUGAUGGUUAUGUUUGGAAUUCUUUAUUAAUCACGCUCAAAUUAGAAAAUAUUGAAUUAUUUCCGAAUAAUAAAACAAUACAAAACUUCUUCAAUGACAGUUGUGCUAUUUUAAGUUCUAAUCAAAACUUAAUAAAAGAAUGCGAUUUUGAUGAUAUAUUACCCGAAGAUAGUAAUAAAAACGGGAUGUGGAUUGAAACCCAAACACUUAGAUGUAUCAUUGAAGGAGGAGGAGAUGUAGCAUUUAUCAAUACYCUUCACAUUAAUCAAUAUUUAGAUAUUUUAAGAUCACCACUAAACUUACCUAACAACUUUAACGUGCAUAAUUUUUCAACUAUUUGUAAUCAAAAAAUCCAUACCUCAGUUGAUUGUCCAUUAUCAUGGUCUUACUUUGGACAUAUAUUAGCAAAACCAAAUAUAUCCUCAUUUUCAAAAAAAGAAAUGACUUCAUUAUUAAUGAACAUGGAUAUGACUUUUGGACGAACAUCCAAGUCAAAUAAUCGUGUUAAUAAUCUAUUACCACCAGUUUUCUCUAUGUAUGGACCAUUUGAUGAUUUUGCUGAUCCAAUGUUUCCGGUGGAUACAGAACAGUUGGAAACCAUUAAACAGUUAAAGGAACACCAAACGCCGAUUGCGCCACAGUACGAAUCAAACAUUCAUAUUUUAAAUGAUCUGAAACCUACUGUAAGUUCUAGCGUCUCGAUAAUGCCAUUUUCUUUACUAAAGUUACUUAUAUUUUAUAAGUUAUUAUUAAAAUAUUGUGUGUAAUAUAUAAUACUCAUUACCA
Molecule: messenger RNA, 2188 nt
Organism: Diuraphis noxia (Russian wheat aphid)
Lineage: Eukaryota; Metazoa; Arthropoda; Insecta; Hemiptera; Aphididae
Product: transferrin-like
Biological process (GO): iron ion transport; protein targeting to ER
Cellular component (GO): signal recognition particle receptor complex; recycling endosome; plasma membrane
Source: RefSeq, a predicted model, not a curated record